Molecule: messenger RNA, 1555 nt
Organism: Rubroshorea leprosula
Lineage: Eukaryota; Viridiplantae; Streptophyta; Magnoliopsida; Malvales; Dipterocarpaceae
Source: the annotation of a GenBank genome assembly
AAUUUCUUAAUAAAAAUGCAUGCCAACUUGCCAAGUCAUCGGUUGUUGUUUGCCACCCGCUCCCGUCCAAAACAAAUUGCGGAAGCAAUGACAAAAUCAGAACCCCAUGUGGCCUAUGUCCCACGCACGCACGAACUUCACUUCUGCGUCCUACACGUGUCCACCCGUGCUCGUCCCCCUGAAAAACCUCUGAGAACCUUAUCGCCGACGUGGACCCCCGCCACGUGUUUACAUUUUCUCUAUAAAUUAACGCGUUCCCUAUGCUUCUCACGUUUCAACGUUCAAGAGCCGCCGUUGAAGAGAAACGAAGAAGAAGAAGAAGCAGCAGCAGCAGCAGCACCAGAAGAGGUUGAGAGAGUUAAGGUCAAAAUGACAGCAGAGUUACAGUUACCACCCGGCUUCAGGUUCCACCCGACGGAUGAGGAGCUCGUUAUUCACUACCUCUGCCGUAAAUGCGCUUCACAGCCGAUUGCAGUCCCUAUCAUCGCUGAAAUCGAUCUCUACAAAUUCAAUCCAUGGGAUCUUCCUGAUUUGGCUCUGUACGGCGAGAAGGAAUGGUACUUCUUUUCACCGAGGGACAGGAAGUAUCCAAACGGAUCAAGGCCAAACAGGGCAGCAGGAAGCGGCUACUGGAAGGCGACGGGAGCCGAUAAGCCAAUUGGCAGGCCAAAAGCAGCGGGGAUUAAGAAGGCUCUGGUGUUUUACGCCGGAAAAGCUCCCAAAGGAGAAAAAACCAAUUGGAUUAUGCACGAGUACCGCCUCGCCGACGUCGACCGCUCUCCUCACAAGAACAACGGCUUGAGGCUGGACGAUUGGGUGCUGUGCCGAAUAUAUAACAAGAAAUGGACUAUAGAGAGGAAGCCGCUGCGAGAGAAGAAGCCCAUUUUAUCGGCAAUUACAGAGGAAACGAGGCAGUCGCCGGAAGAUAGGAAGCCCAGUUUAUCGGUAGUUUCCGAGGAGAAGAAGCCGGAGAUCUUGAUACGUGGCAUGGGAACGACGGCGCCACCGCAGCCUCCAGUCGCGGUGGCGAAUGAUUAUUUUUACUUUGACACGUCCGAGUCGAUGCCGAGGUUACCACAUACGGACUCGAGUUGUUCGGAGCACGCGAUAUCGCCGGAAUUCACUUCCGAGGUCCAGAGCGAGCCGAAGUGGGAUGACUACAAUGCCUUCGAUUUCCCCUAUUACGUGGAUGACACUGUGGAUAUGUUCCAGGGCGAUAAUCAGAUGUCGUCGUUCCAGGAUUUGUUCAUGUUCGCGCAGAAGCCGUUUUGAAUCUGGUAAUAAUUGGAUGGCAUAGAUGGUGCUUGUGGAGUAGUGUUGAUGAUAUAAUCUGGGCCGUUGAUAGAAGAAAGUGUUGAUUUUGAUUCAUCUGACGAUGGGUGUUGGAUUUCAUGCGUAAUAGAGACUAAUUAGUAACUUAGAAUAUGUACAGGAGAUUAAGGUCACUCUAGUUAUUACAUUAAAAAAUAAAAAAGAGAAUUCUUGUACUACUAAAAAAAAGAUUGAUUUGUCAUGUUUGUUUCACAAAGUUUUAUAGUAAAUAUUAUUAUUUUUU